AUGGCUCUGUACGGGGCGCCUAUCUGGGCCGACUGCCUGACUGCCGAAAACCAAGCCCAAUUGCGGAGGCCGCAGCGGGUCAUGGCAGUCAGGUUAGCGAGGGCAUACCGCUCCGUCUCCCAUGGUGCAGCCUGCGUGCUGGCGGGGACUCCACCCUGGCACCUAGACGCUGAGGUUCUGGCCGACGUUUAUUGGCGUGUCGCCGAGGCGCGGGCCAGGGGAAUUCAACCACUUCUGGAGGAGGUAAGGCAGUGGAGGCUUGACUCCUGCCUACUGCUCCUUCAGAAGUGGAAGGAGAGUUUGGAGGCCCCCGAGUGCGGGCCACUGGACCAUUGA
Molecule: messenger RNA, 336 nt
Organism: Cydia pomonella (codling moth)
Lineage: Eukaryota; Metazoa; Arthropoda; Insecta; Lepidoptera; Tortricidae
Exons: 1
Coding region: 1-336 (111 amino acids)
Source: RefSeq, a predicted model, not a curated record